AUGGCUACCUCUUCAUCCACCAUAUUCUGUGACCUUCAUGACUUCUUGAAAUAUGACUUCGACUACAUUAUUGUCGGCGGAGGGACUGCUGGACUCGUGGUGGCAGCUCGACUGACUGAAGAUCCCACAAUAACCGUGGGCGUUCUCGAAGCGGGCGAAGCGAGGUUGGACGAUCCGAAGAUCCUCACACCAUUGUUGUUCCCAUCGCUUCCGGGAAAUCAGGACUACGACUGGAUGAUGAAGACAGUUUCACAGGCUGGGACUAACAACAAAAUUCAUGCGGUCCCCCGGGGCAAAGUAUUGGGCGGGUCAAGUGCGAUUAAUUUCAUGCUUUAUGUCCGGGGCCAAAGCAGGGAAUAUGAUGACUGGGCCAGGUUUGGUGUCGACGGGUGGCGUUGGAACGAUUUAAAACCGUUUUUCGACAAGCAUGAAGGCCUCGUUUUGCCAGGGGAAGGGGACAAGGUGAAGCCUACGCCAAGAUUCGACGUGGGACUUCAUGGUAGCAAGGGUCCCAUCAGGACAUCCUUCGCGGAUUGGCAGCCAGCCAUUGAAGUAAGCUGGCACGAGGCGCUUUCCAUAGCUUUCUUGGGCGUGGACUGGGAUUCACCUUCAGACUUCUGGAAUGGCAAGCAUCUGGGAGAUCACUCUAAUCUGAGUACGAUUGAUAGGACGAAGGGCUCAGGCACAAGAAGUUAUGCUGUCACGGGGUACCUGAGUCCGAUCAUGAAACGAGGAAACUUGAAAAUCCUUACUGGAGUAUGCGCGGAAACGAUAACGCUAGAGACGGGCGCUGCCUGCGGACCGACCGCGACGGGCGUCACGUUCAUGGCAGAAAACGGCAGAAUACAUGUGAAAGCACACCGGGAAGUCUUGAUAUGUGCUGGCGCCAUCAAGACGCCACAGAUUCUCGAGCUCUCCGGCAUUGGAAAUCGAGCAAUACUCGAGAAUGCUGGCGUACGCUGUGUUGUCGAAAGUAACGAUGUGGGAGAGAAUCUUCAGGAUCAUCUCAUGACCUGCAUGGUCUAUGAAACGAAGGAUGAGGUGCCAUCGCUCGAUGUGCUGACCGACGACCAGCAUCUGAAAGAAGCAAUUGACCAGUACCAAACGGCAAAGCCUGGACCACUGGGAAACAGUGUUGACGCCAUCUGCUUCCUUCCUGUGGCCAAAGUCGCAACGAAAGAAGAGAUAGAGCUGCUGAAAAGUGCAAAUAUGAGAGGUGAAGCCAGAGUCAAGGGCCCAUCGUCUGAAGUACGCAGGGUCUUGUCAGAAAGGCUCGAAGAUCAAGAUGCUGCUGGCUUGCAGCUUUCAUUUCUUGGAGUCUCCCUCGACCCCAGCCGCAUGGACGAUCAAACAAAAUUUCUAGCUCCAGCAUCUUCAGGUCAAAGCCGGGUGACUGUCGGUGUUGCGCUAUGUCAUCCUUUCUCUCGGGGAUCUGUUCACAUUGACACUAGUGACCCAUCACAACCACCACGUAUCGAUCCAGCGUAUCUGCAAGAUCCAGUGGACCUGGAAGUGACUUCAAUUGGUCUUCGUGCAGCAGAUGAGGUGUUCAGAACAAGUCCGUUGGCUGAACAAAUCAAAGGUCGUGUUUUUCCUUCCCAGAAUAUCGAUCUGGGCGAUGCAGAGAAUCGUGCGAGCUAUAUCAGAGAGCACGCUGGAACUCAAUAUCACCCUAUUGGCACAGCUGCACUUGGAUCAGUGGUCAGUGACUCGCUCAGAGUCAUCGGCGUGGACCGUCUCAGGGUCAUUGACGCCAGCAUACUGCCGCUCCAUAUCUCGGGAAACAUACAGGCGACGGUCUACGCCAUUGCGGAGAAGGCUGCAGAUAUCAUCAAGGAGAGUAUCUGA
Molecule: messenger RNA, 1848 nt
Organism: Cyphellophora europaea CBS 101466
Lineage: Eukaryota; Fungi; Ascomycota; Eurotiomycetes; Chaetothyriales; Cyphellophoraceae
Exons: 1
Coding region: 1-1848 (615 amino acids)
Molecular function (GO): flavin adenine dinucleotide binding; oxidoreductase activity, acting on CH-OH group of donors
Source: RefSeq, a predicted model, not a curated record